Messenger RNA from Peromyscus maniculatus bairdii (prairie deer mouse), 933 nucleotides. Its product is annotated as vomeronasal type-1 receptor 4-like. Gene Ontology annotation, molecular function: pheromone receptor activity. Gene Ontology annotation, cellular component: membrane. Gene Ontology annotation, biological process: G protein-coupled receptor signaling pathway. Lineage: Eukaryota; Metazoa; Chordata; Mammalia; Rodentia; Cricetidae. The record is from RefSeq and is a predicted model, not a curated record.
AUGGACUUCUGGAUUCUGGCAUUCAGAAUUAUUUUCUUAUCAGAAACUACAACUGGAAUUCUGGGAAAUUCCUCUCUAAUUUUCUACUAUCUGUUCUUUUACUGCAGAAAAUGCAUAUUAAAGCCCACAGAUUUGAUUUUCAUGCACCUAUUGACAGCCAAUGCCUUGAUCAUUCUUUCUGAUGGAGUGCCCCAAACAAUGGCAGUUUUUGGAUUUAAGCAUUUCUUGGAUAGUUUUGGAUGCCAGCUCCUAUUGUACUUGCAAGGAUUUGGUAGGAGUGUUUCCAUUGCCACCACAAGCCUCCUGAGUGUCUUUCAGGUCUUGACCAUUAGUCCCAGUAAUUCCUGUUUGAAGGAUCAUAAAUUCAAAUUUGAAAAGAACAUUGGCUACUACAUUUUACUCCUCUGGAUCAUGUACAUGUUCAUAAACUUCAUUCAUUUUGUAUACAUACUUGCCAACAAGUAUACAAACAAUGUGACCAGAAUAUGGGAUUUUGAAUACUGCCGCAGUAUAGUGAGGGGUGGAAUUGGUGGUUCAAUUUAUGGAGCACUGGUGGUGUGCCCCGAGGUCUUCUUUUCUGUGCUCAUGACCUGGUCUAGUGGAGCUAUGAUUGUUAUUCUUUACAGACAUAAACAGAGGGUAAAACACAUCCGCAGCACUCAUGGUUCCUUCAGAAUCUCCCCUGAAUCCAGGGUCACCCAGAAUAUUCUGAUCCUGGUGUCUACCUUCCUGGCUUUUUAUACUCUCUCCUCCAUUUUAAGAGGCUACAUGGCUCUCUUGUAUAAUCAAAAUUGGUGGCUAAUGAACUUCAGAGCCCUCACUUCUCUCUUUUUUCCAUCUUUUGUACCCUUUCUUCUCCUACACCAUUAUUCUAUUGUAUCCAAGCUUUGUUUGUUCCAGAUAAGGAAUAAAAAUCAUUUAAUCUUAUUUUAA